AGAUCAUUUCCUGAAUGACUUAAGUGUGGUUAAGAUCAGCAGCAGUCUGAGAGGUAACUGACAGCCCAGACACUUGUUACUCUGCAAGUUCCUCUGUCAUUUCCUUGUGUCCUCUAGCUAUAUCGCCCAGAUCCAUCCAUUUCACCCUGUCCCAUCAUCUGGGCUGUCUGCAUACCUGCCUCACUCCCACUGCCCCCCCCCCCCAAGUGCCUCUAAGUUGAAGACAAAAGGUGCCUGUCUGAAUAUUGUAUUUAAUGGACUAGCUACAGAUCUCGACCACACUUAGUGCAGCUGUAAGGACUUCAAAUAUCUCACAAUGCGUUUAUUAAGAAGGAACUAUGGGCCGCUAAAGCUUGCUGUGGUGGGCAUAUUUUUUGUGAUUUUUGUAUUCAUUAUGCAGAAGGAUGUUGGAAGCGGCACCAAAGAUGAUCCAUGGCUAAAGAAUAUAGUUGAAAGAAAAGAUCAAGUUCUUGACAUAAUGAUGGGAGCUGUAAAUAAUUUAAGGGAUUCUAUGCCAAAACUCCAGAUUAACGCCCCCGUGCAACAAGAGGAACAAGUUGAUAACAGCAAGUCGUGCCUUCCUGGCUAUUACACCCCAGCAGAACUCAAGCCAUUUAUGGAGAGACCACCACAAGAUCCCAAUAGCCCUGGUGCUGAUGGAAAAGCAUUUAAGAAGGAUCAGUGGACCCAAGAAGAGACAAAGCAGAAAGACAAGGGCUUUGAAAAGCAUUGUUUUAAUGCUUUUGCAAGUGAAAAAGUAUCUCUUCACAGAGCCUUGGGACCUGACACAAGACCACCAGAGUGCAUUGAGCAAAAAUUCAAGCGCUGCCCACAACUUCAAUCCACUAGUGUAAUCAUUGUGUUUCAUAACGAGGCCUGGUCAACCCUGCUCCGGACAGUGUAUAGCGUUCUACAUACAUCGCCCGCAAUAUUGCUAAAAGAAAUCAUUCUUGUGGAUGAUGCUAGUGUGGAUGAUUACUUGAAGGAGCCCUUGGACAAUUAUGUGAAGUCUCUACAGAUUGUGAAAGUUGUGCGACAGGUAGAACGAAAGGGCUUAAUCACUGCACGGUUGCUGGGUGCAAGUGUUGCCACGGGAGAGGUUCUGACCUUCCUGGAUGCCCAUUGUGAAUGUUUUCAUGGCUGGUUGGAGCCUCUCUUGUCCAGAAUUGCUGAAGAUCAUACUGCUGUUGUAAGUCCAGAUAUCACAACUAUUGACUUAAACAGCUUUGAAUUUUCCAAACCAGUCCAAUAUGGCAAGCAGCACAGCCGGGGGAACUUUGAUUGGAGCCUUACAUUUGGCUGGGAACCUAUACCUGCACACGAAAAAGCAAGAAGGAAAGAUGAAACAUACCCUAUUAAGUCUCCUACUUUUGCUGGAGGUCUUUUUGCAAUCUCCAAGGCUUAUUUUGAGCACAUCGGAUCUUAUGACGACCAAAUGGAAAUCUGGGGAGGAGAAAACGUAGAAAUGUCUUUCAGGGUCUGGCAAUGUGGUGGACAGUUGGAAAUUAUACCUUGCUCUGUCGUGGGACAUGUUUUCCGUACAAAAAGCCCUCAUUCAUUCCCCAAAGGUACUCAGGUAAUCUCUAGAAACCAGGUCCGGCUUGCUGAGGUCUGGAUGGAUCGAUAUAAGGAGAUAUUUUACCGGAGAAACCAACAGGCAGCAAAAAUGGUGCGAGAGAAAACCUAUGGGGAUCUUUCUGAUCGAUUGAAACUAAAAGAAGAUUUAAGGUGUAAGAACUUUUCAUGGUACCUGGAGACUGUUUAUCCUGAGAUUUUCAUACCUGAUCUGUCACCCACAUACUACGGAGCAAUAAAAAAUGAAGGAACACAAAAUUGUCUCGAUGUUGGUGAAAAUAACCAUGGAGGCAAACCACUCAUAAUGUACCCAUGCCAUGGAAUGGGUGGGAACCAGUACUUUGAAUACACCACUCAGCGUGAACUGCGGCACAAUAUCGGCAAGCAGCUAUGUUUGCGUUCCAAAUAUGGCCCUGGUCAGGUGGAGCUCGGUGAAUGUCAGUACAAAGGAAGAGGGACAACAGUGCCUGGAAAUGAAGAAUGGGAACUGACAAAGGAUCGUCUACUUAGAAACGUGGGCUCAAAUAUGUGCCUAACAUCUCGAGGGGAGCAUCCAUCGACUGCACCAUGCAAUUCAGUAGACCUUCACCAGAGAUGGGGCUUCAGCUAAACCAUUUGAAUAAAGACAGCUGCCAGAGAGUGAAUUACAUUUCAUGCAGUGACUUUUUUUUUAUUCCACUGGACCUUAGACAAGAACAUUUUCUAAAGACCAAAGUAACCAAUUCCCUUUAUUGUUUACCAGGGGACAUUGUGUGUGUUCUGCCACUGUUUUGUUUACUACUAGAAUUGUGCCUUGACAGUUGAGUGGAUUGUAGAAAAUUUACUUACUGUACCUUCUUUAAUUAUUUUUUUUUCCUAAAACCUGCCUAAAGUAGGACUUGGAACUCUAAAGUCUUUGGUUGUUGGAUUGUUUUUUGUUUUUUUCAAAUUGAUGAUUUUAGGGGUUUUAAACCAGCACAUUAUUACUUAUAUAGAGUACAUUUUUUUUUACUUUACACUACACAUUUGCUCGGUUACUUGAUUUAUUCUUGAUCUUGUAAAAUCAUAGAAACUGUCUCGAGAUGAAGACAACUUGACAGGCACUCAUGUUCUAUGUAGCGGUACUCAAGGUUAUCUAUAGUUAACCUGCUGAAUUAGACUCCGACUUGGGGAUGUAAGAUUACCCUAUGAAUGAAGGAACAGCUGCAUCAUGGAUUUUAGGGAAUUUCCACUUUGGCUGUCUUAUUAGUUUUGAACAAGAAAAACCUUAUCAAUAUGUAAUCCUUGCUGUGGGGGAGAGCGCUAAACCAGAGCACAAGAACCAUCGACAAAAAUCCACCUUCAGUAGUGGAUUGAGAACUUUUCAAAAGAGCAAACCUCUUCAAACAAUGUGCCAACUACUGAAAGGCAUGCUACUCUGUGUACCCAAGUCAGCAUUUGCACAUCAUGUCACAAUGAAAAUCUGCUCCAUUAGCCACUGCUUGGGUAACAAACACAGAUUGGUUUUAGCAAACAAUUGUUUUUAAUGUUGUUUUAAAGACUGUUAACAUGUUCUCAAAAACAAAGUGUGUGUAUUUUUGUUAACAUUGAGAAAAAGUAACGGAACACAUGACUGAAUCACUGUGACUCAAAAAAAUCAAUCAAUUUGGCCUUAAGGACUGUGCCUAAAUUAGGCAUUCUCUGAUGCAUAAUUCAUGUUUUGUAUUUAUAUUCUGUCAAUCAAUGUAUACUAAAUGUUAAAAGUAUUGUGGCAACUAGUUACAACACUGGACUAUUGGCGAAAAUAAAAAUUCAUUCAUCCCCA
Pelobates fuscus (common spadefoot toad) is the source of this 3358-nucleotide messenger RNA. Its product is annotated as polypeptide N-acetylgalactosaminyltransferase 6-like. The transcript has 11 exons. Gene Ontology annotation, biological process: protein O-linked glycosylation. Gene Ontology annotation, molecular function: polypeptide N-acetylgalactosaminyltransferase activity. Gene Ontology annotation, cellular component: Golgi apparatus. The record is from RefSeq and is a predicted model, not a curated record. The coding region runs from base 317 to 2185 and encodes 622 amino acids. Lineage: Eukaryota; Metazoa; Chordata; Amphibia; Anura; Pelobatidae.